Molecule: messenger RNA, 987 nt
Organism: Lasiosphaeria miniovina
Lineage: Eukaryota; Fungi; Ascomycota; Sordariomycetes; Sordariales; Lasiosphaeriaceae
Product: Alpha/Beta hydrolase protein
Exons: 2
Coding region: 1-987 (328 amino acids)
Cellular component (GO): lysosome
Molecular function (GO): thiolester hydrolase activity; palmitoyl hydrolase activity
Source: RefSeq, a predicted model, not a curated record
AUGGCGAUUCGAAACCAGCUUCGGCUUUUGCUCACAGCGGGCUCGCUUGUCACGGCGGCCGUCGCAAACCCGCUGCCGAAGCCGCUCGGAGAUGACACCGACGACCUGCCCCUUCCGCUUGUGAUUUGGCACGGUCUCGGCGAUACCUACGCAGCCGAGGGGAUCCGCGGGGUGGGCGAGCUGGCCGAGGCGAUCCACCCCGGCACGCUCGUUUACAACAUCCGCAUGGACGACGACGCGUCCAAGGACCGGUCCGCGACCUUCCUCGGCAACGUGACGGAGCAGAUCGAGAAGGCGUGCGCCGACAUCGCUGCGCACCCGAUUCUCUCGACGGCGCCAGCCAUCGACGCGCUGGGCUUUAGCCAGGGCGGCCAGUUCCUCCGCGGCUACGUCGAGCGCUGCAACAGCCCGCCCGUGCGCAGCCUGGUGACGUUCGGCUCGCAGCACAACGGCAUCAGCGCCUUCCGCGAGUGCCCGACGUCGGACUGGGUGUGCCGCGUGGCCAUGGCGCUGCUCAAGGGCAACGCCUGGAGCAGCCUGGUGCAGAGCCGCCUGGUGCCCGCCCAGUACUACCGCAACCCGGAGCAGUACGACCAGUACCUGGAGCACUCCAACUUCCUGGCCGACAUCAACAACGAGCGCGCCGCCAAGAAGGCCGAGUACAAGGAGAACAUCAGCAAGCUCGAGAAUUUGGUUUUGUACAUGUUCGCCGACGACAAGACGGUCGUGCCCAAGGAGACGGCCUGGUUCGAGGAGGUCAAUGGCACCGAGAUCACGCCCCUGCGCGCCCGCAAGCUCUACUCGGAGGACUGGAUCGGCCUGCGCGAGCUCGACCGCAAGGGCGGCCUCCAGUUCAAGACGGCGCCCGGCGACCACAUGGAGCUGUCCGAGAAGGUGCUCAACGAGACGUUUGCCGAGUUCUUCGGGCCGCUAAAGCUCAAGAACAAAGUUUCGCCGCCAGUACAACUUGGGCACGGGGACCUUUGA